Cololabis saira (Pacific saury) is the source of this 3992-nucleotide messenger RNA. It is a transcript of the gene il1rapl2, whose product is annotated as interleukin 1 receptor accessory protein-like 2. Bases 402 to 2573 code for a protein of 723 amino acids. Gene Ontology annotation, biological process: signal transduction. The record is from RefSeq and is a predicted model, not a curated record. NCBI's taxonomy places the organism in Eukaryota, Metazoa, Chordata, Actinopteri, Beloniformes, Belonidae. The transcript has 18 exons.
AGAGACUGAGCAGAUACCUGCUCUCUGGCUGGAGUCCUGGAUGACAGCAGCGCAGCGCGCACGGCUGUGCGUAACGGAGCACAUCCCAGCCGUCUUCAGGGAGAGAGAGGGGGCAGAGAGGAGAUCUGACUCCCUCUGAAGCCUCGGUGGAUGUUUGUCAGGGGUUAUAUGUGCUGUUUUGCGCGGACAACCUCCCUCAGCUGUGUGUUUCCUCCUGCAUCCCUCCAUCACUCUGAGCGGAGCAUCGCUCCGCGCCGCUCCGGUCCCUCACAGGACGGAGUCACAGACUCUGGGAUUAUUUCUGCACAUCUUCCGUCUGCUCCAGGUCUGAUCUUUCCUUGUGCCGCUUGGAUUGAGAAUUAGUUCCGGCUGAAACGCAGGCGCCAGUCAAGAAAAAGGAGAUGAAGACUUCAUCUCUCUUUUUUCACCUCCUCCUCUUUGCCUCUGGAGCCUGCGCUGAUGUCAAGUACAUCUCCAAGAGGAACUCAGUGGACGGAUGUAUCGACUGGUCGGUGGAUUUGAAGGAGUACCACGUGUUGGCCGGCGAGCCUGUGCGGGUCAAAUGUGCCUUGUUCUACAGCUACAUACGAACCAACUACACCAUGGCCACCAACGCCAAGCUGCGCCUCAUCUGGUACAAGAACAAAGGGGAUGCAGAGGAGCCCAUCAUCUUCUCAGGUCACAGGCUGAGUAAAGAAGACGACUCCAUUUGGUUCAGAUCCGCUGAAUUAGAAGACAACGGCUUCUACACUUGUGUCCUAAGGAACUCGACGUACUGCAUGAAAGUGUCCAUGUCAAUGACGGUGGAGGAAAGUGAUGAGGGGAAAUGCUUCAGUAGCAAAGUCCGCCAUCUGGAGAAAGCUGAGAUAACGCACAGCAAAAUGAUCAUCUGUCCUGAUAUAGAAGACUAUUUGGCUCCAUACAAACAACCUCAGAUGACCUGGUACAAGGAGUGUGAGCGGGUUGAAUGGAGAACCUCGAUUAUUGUUAAUACCACACAUAUUUGGAUUCCUGAGAUAGAGGAGGGCGACGGGGGAAAUUACACCUGUGAAUUACAAUAUGGAUCCAGACUGGUGCGGCGGACAACAGAACUCAAAGUCACAGCUCUUCAAACGUCCCAGCCUCCUAAGGUCCUUUUCCCCCCAGAGAGACUUUAUACAGUGAUAGAAAUUACACCUGGUAUGCCUCUCAGUCUGGACUGCAAGGCCUUUUUCGGCUACAGCGGAGAAACCCGAAGGCCCAUCAUCUACUGGAUGAAAGGAGAGAAGUUUGUGGAAGAACUUGCAGGACACAUUAAAGAAAGUGAAGUCAGGAUCCUGAGGGAGCAUUUAGGGGAGAAGGAGGUGGAACUGUCCUUAACAUUUGACGCCGUGGAGGAGGCAGAUCUGGCCAACUACACCUGCUACGUGGAGAACCACAUAGGGAGGCACAGCGGAAGUGCCAUCCUGCAGAAGAAAGACAUGUAUCGACUGGAGUUAGCAGGUGGUCUGGGGGUCAUCCUGCUGCUGCUGGGAGUCCUGACUGCUCUAUAUAAGUGCUACAACCUGGAGAUCAUGCUGUGCUACCGGACUCACUUUGGGAGCGAUGAAACUGAAGACGACAACAAGGAGUACGACGCCUAUCUGUCUUACACUAAAGUGGACCUGGAUUCUCUGGGCAGGACGAGCAGCGAUGAGGAAAUCUUUGCUCUGGAGAUUUUGCCGGAUGUGUUGGAGAAACAUUAUGGAUACAAACUGUUUAUACCAGACAGAGAUUUAAUACCCAGCAGCACCUACAUUGAGGACUUGGCACGUAGUGUGGAGCAGAGUAGACGUUUGAUCAUCGUUUUGACUCCAGAGUUUGUUGCCAAAAGAGGGUGGAGCAUCUUCCAGAUAGAGACCCGUCUCCACUCCAUGCUUGUUAUGGGAGAGAUUAAGGUGAUCAUGAUUGAGUGUGCAGACCUGAGGAAUGUCAUCAACUACCAAGAGGUGGAAGCACUUAAACAUACGAUCAAGGUUUUAUCCAUCAUCAAGUGGAAAGGUCCCAAAAGCAAUGAACUGUCCUCCAAGUUUUGGAAGCAGGUGGUCUAUGAGAUGCCAGCGAAACGCAGGGAGACGUUGUCCAGACGCCAGGUAAUGGACUCUGGUGAGCAGGGCCUCUUUGGUGACCUACAGACGACUGUCUCCACUAUCGCCAUGACAACGACCUCUGCCUCACUAGUGCCCCCUAAUGAGAAUCGUCAUGGACACCACCAGGUUGCCUUGGCAACAGAGAUCCCCGACUACAACCAGAUGACUUUGCCAGUAGGAGGAGGUCACACUGCUACAGCUGCCCAAAUGCGACAUUUCUGUCGCAGCUAUGAGUUCCAGCUCCCCCCACAGCCAUCCUCCAUGUCCCCUUCCCUCCCGGCUGCCUCCACCGUGCAGUUCUCCACUCUGGGCCCCGGGGGGCGCCACGUCUACUGCAACAUCCCCAUGACGCUGCUGAACGGACAGGUGGGUCAGAGCAGCACGCUUGGGAAGAAGCCAGAGCUCCAUCUGAACAGCACCUUCGUGCCGCUCACCAGCAGAGAACUCAGCUCUGACAUCUGGUAGAUGGACCGCUCCACUGCUACGCACUUACAGACAGCUUUUUCAAGAUCACUUGUUUGGACUGUUUUUUCUAGGAUUUUGGGACCUUGUACAGACUCGGUGUUGGACUGGUUUUGAGAGACGCCUGCCCGGCCGGCGGACUGCUUUGGGGCCGCCUCAUGCCACUGCUGUGAACACCACCUCUUAUAGAGCGGAGCGGCUCGGCUUGACUUCCAUAUACUGCCCCCCCCCCCCCCCCACAGAUCAUAAGAACAAUUUCACUCUGCUUUGGGAGUCCGAAAUGGUUUCCGGGAUUAAUACCAGCUGCGAUGUAGAGAGACGGCAUGACCACUGGAAGGAUAUGCAACCAAAUAACGUGUCUGACACACACAGGUGCAAACGGUUCCUGAAUGCUCAUGCAGAGUUCUCAGAAAGAUGCAUGGAUUGAAGAAGUAUCAAUGAAAAGGUAUCUGUAAAGUCUAGACCUCUUCUGUUCGCCCAGCAAGACGCCAAGUUGCACCACAGAGCACAAAAAAGUAUCUCUAAAGCAUAGUUUUCUCUUACACCAGCUGUUAUGAAAACCAGUUGAAUUUUUUCCGCAGUUUUAAUUUACAUGGACACAUCAGUCGAACAAACAAAACUUAAUGUAAGUUCAUUGAAAAAGUCUUCUCCUUGCAGUCAGCCAGCUUUAGAAUAUCUACUUGUUCCUCAGUUGGCCUGUACACACCAUGCAAUUAUUUGGUAUGUUGGACAAAGUUUAAACAACUACAGACAUUAUUAAUACAGCAAGGGAGCAGAUUGCACUUCAACAAGCUGAACUGGCUUACUUCCAAAUGUUUUUCAGAACGAAAGACAAGAUGAAUGAAAUAUCAAGCAAUGAUCGACAUUGCUGAAACCUAACUACUGGAGAAGCACAGAGAGAUGUAAACUAUUUAAAUAAACUAGUUCUCAGAAAAACCUCUUCACUACUUGACCUGGUGGAGUUAAGGUACUUCACCUCAAGUUAGUCAACUUAAACUGGUGAACUGGCCAAGAGAUCAACUUUCAACACCAAUCCAAUAGGUAAAUCUAAUAAGUGAAGGACUUGUCUUUUUCUAUGUGCAUGACCACCCAUUUAGAUAAAAAAAUAUAAUCAAAUAAACAUAGAUAAAAGAGUGAAGGACACUGUUUGUCACGGCCUCUUUUAAUAUACGCCUAAUAACCAUGUUAUGUUGAUACCGUAUAUUUGUUUUCUGUCUGGCCAUGACGCACAAAAACAAGAUCUGAUGAAGGAAAAAAGGAGGUGUCUCUCCAAAAAAUGUCUUUAUAAUUAAUUUUGUCUUGUUUUAUUUAAUAGUCUUAUGCUUAUAGAGGGUAUUUUUUUCAAUCCAGUCCAUAUGUUACGAUAACAUCUGUACAGCUUCCAUUACUUCUGUAUAAACCUGAACAUGACAGUGAUUUGUU